Messenger RNA from Oryza sativa Japonica Group (Japanese rice), 677 nucleotides. RefSeq lists its product as uncharacterized. The record is from RefSeq and is a predicted model, not a curated record. NCBI's taxonomy places the organism in Eukaryota, Viridiplantae, Streptophyta, Magnoliopsida, Poales, Poaceae.
CGCCGUCGUCGUCGUCGUCGUGCCGUGUUCGAUCGCGCCGCGCAUCGCAUUGACAUCUCCGAGGAAAGCUUUGGUAUAUAUUGUUGCGAAGCUAGGGCCGCCAUGGCAGCGUCGACGCGCGUGUGGGUGCUCGCCGCGGUGCUCGUGGCGUGCGCGAUCGCCGUCCGCUCUGCCCGCGCCGGCCACGCCAGCGGCCACGCCGCCGCCGCCGACGAGGAGGACGCCGCCGCCGCGGCGCCGGCGCCGUCGAAGGGGCACGGGUGCAACCCGCUCAAGGACAAGACGUGCCGGCACGACGACCGCCACGAUCCGGAGAACCAGGAGGAGGAAGGGGGGUUCGGCGUCCGGCUGCCGUCCUUCCCGUCCCUCACCGGAGACGACGGCGACGACGACGAGCUGCCGUCGUUCGACACCCACAUGACCAUCCUCGGCCACUGAAAACAAGGCUGCCAUGGCUGCACCAUCUUCAUCGUCAUCAUCAUCAUCUUCUUAACUGACUACGUAGCUCUGUUGAUUGGUUCUUGCAUUUUGCAUUGCUUGCUCUGUAUCGAGAAGAGGGGAAAAAAAGGUUGAAAACAAGAUGGAAAAUGUCAUGUAGAAUUGUUGCUAGAGUGUGAUUCUCCUAGCUGAUAUCUCCAAAAUGUUGUUGUUAAUAUAUCGGUAUUGUUCAAUCUUCA